Messenger RNA from Anopheles coustani, 2631 nucleotides. RefSeq lists its product as uncharacterized. The transcript has a single exon. Lineage: Eukaryota; Metazoa; Arthropoda; Insecta; Diptera; Culicidae. The record is from RefSeq and is a predicted model, not a curated record. The coding region runs from base 1 to 2631 and encodes 876 amino acids.
AUGUUCCGUCCAGUGGCCCCGCGCACCGAGGAGCUCGGUGGUACAGGGCAGGAGCAGCAUCCGCCCGCCACCGAGAGGCCACCAAGCAGGAGAAGUGUGCAGCCGGCCACUUCGGACCCGUUGGCCAGCUCAACGAUCAUGCGGCCCGCCACGGAAAGGCCAACGUCAAGAGGGUCAUCCGUGAGCGAAGUGGACGAGUUAGUGCGGAGAGCUCGGUACGCCAAGCGUGAGCUAACGGCCGUGAUGAAGGAGCUUGGCGACAUCGUCAUUGACUCAGCGUCGUCUAUCGCAGAUGAGCUCGACGACGAAUACAGAGCGAUGGACGUUGAAUGUGAAGAUGCGCGCGCGCGAAGCGCGCCAGGCGAGCAUGGCGGCAUACUAGAGAAAGUGCGCCAUCACGAACAGAUCCGCCAUCGCGGUUUAAGUGCUCCAGCCGCACACUCCGAUGCAGUGCUGGAAGCGGAAUUUAAACGGAUCGACGAGCAGUACGAGCAACGAAUGCUCGAAGAAAAACUGCGCGUCAUUGAGGAGUGCGAAAAGCGUCGGCAGGAGGAAAAACGACGCCUACUUCACGCCUCACUCCGGCAGCCUACACGCGUCACUGCGAGGCAGCCGGAACCAGCAGUGAACGGAAGCCACUCCGAAAGCUUCGAGCUGCUGAACCAAAGCCAACUUUCGGCAAGACAGUGCACGAGCCGAGAGUUGCCAACGUUCUCCGGGGACCCGCAGGAGUGGUCGGUGUUUAUCGCCAAUUAUAAGCACUCUACGGCCAUCUGCGGGUACACCAAUGAAGAGAACCUGCUUCGCCUUCAACGGUGCCUUAAAGGGAAGGCACGGGACGCCGUGGAAAGUUGCCUCUACCAUCCGUCAAGCGUACCGGAUGCAAUCGACAUCCUGACAGAGUGCUAUGGCCGCCCGGAGCUCAUUGUGGAGUCGUUGAUGACCAAAAUUCGACGGAUGCCACCACCAAAGGACGACCGAUUUGACACCCUGGUCGAUUACGGUGUCGCGGUCAGGAACCUGUGUGCGGCGAUGAAGAGCUGCGGUCUACAGGAGUAUCUCAGCGGAGGAUCGCUGUUGAACGAGUUGGUGGAGAAGCUGCCACCGACGGUGAGGCUGAACUGGUUUUACCAACGGAACAUCAACGGGGGGGCAACACUGUUGGCCUUCAACGAUUGGAUGAAGGAGCUAGUCAGCGCAGCUUGCCAGGGUGUUAAGCCAAUCUCCCGGGACUUACAACGCGAAGGCGGUGGUCGCUCAGGCCACCCGCGUAAGUACGCUAACGUGAACGUCCAUAUCUCAGGUCAGUCUGCAGAGCCCGUCACCGUGAAUCAUGGGGAACCCUGUUCCGUGUGUUCAGGGAAGUGUUCCAGUCUGGCAGAGUGCGGCAAAUUUCUCGGCAUGGACGUCAAUUCGAGAUGGCGGUACAUCAAGACCCACGCCGUGUGCAGAACCUGUCUGAAGAAACAUCCGCGUUUUUGUCGUGUGGAUGUGUUGUGCGGUGUGAACGGGUGUAACCGACGGCACAACAAGCUGCUCCACGACGAGGAUUUUGUACGACAACGCCAGUCAGGAAGAGCCGCCGAGAAAACGAUGAGCUGCAACCUCCACGUUGGUCCGUAUGAUGGUGUGCUCCUCAAAUACAUCCCGGUGACGCUGCACGGAAAGGGCAGAACCAUCAAUACGCUCGCACUGUUGGAUGACGGUUCGACGGCGACCUUUAUGGACCACUCGUUGGUGGAAGAGCUGGGUCUUGUCGGACAACCCCGUCCGCUCUGUAUCUCCUGGACGGGAAACCAAGGACGUCGAGAGGAGCAAUCGGUUGAAGUGUCACUGAAAAUCUCCGGAGUUGAAAGUUCCGCAAUUUUCGACCUUCACUCAGUACACACCGUUGCCAGCUUAAGUCUGAGGAAGCAGUCGGUUGCGCCCUCGGUCAUAAGCGAGGAGUACGAGUACCUCAAGGGACUUCCGCUGCGUGGGUACACCGCCAAGGCUCCACGAAUCCUUAUUGGGGUCGACAACAUUUUCGUUGGACAGGCGCUGAGAACCGUGGAACGAGAGCCGAACGAACCAGCCGCUUCAAAAACUCGUCUCGGUUGGGUGUUGUAUGGGCCAUACAAACAGCCCGCCUCUAAAGAUGUAAAGAUGGCAUCGGUAAAUGCCCACAUCUGUCCGUGCAACAAAGAAAGAGAUGAUAUAAUAAACAUGGCAUUGAAACACUACUUUACGCUAGAGUCACUUGGGAUAUAUCGACCGACUACAAGUUUACGUUCGCGGGAUGAGGAACGCGCGCUGAUGUUGCUUGGAACCAGCGUUCACUUAAAGGAUAAUCGCUAUGAGGCUGGUCUGCUGUGGAAGAACGAGGAUGUUAAGUUGCCUGAUAGCCGAGCAAUGGCCCUAAAGCGACACGAGUGUCUCGAAAGAAAAUUGCGAAGAGAUCCCGACCUGGCUAAAGCAAUGCACAACAAGAUCGUGGAGUACGAGCAGAAAGGGUACGUCAGAAAGCUCACUCCCGAGGAGCAGGUUACUCGAACGCCAAACGACUGGUACCUGCCGAUCUUCCCGGUGACCAAUCCGAAUAAGCCUGGGAAGAUUCGAGUAGUGUUCGAUGCGGCGGCAAAGGCGAACUGA